This is a messenger RNA of Zootermopsis nevadensis, 1552 nucleotides long. RefSeq lists its product as uncharacterized. Lineage: Eukaryota; Metazoa; Arthropoda; Insecta; Blattodea; Termopsidae. The record is from RefSeq and is a predicted model, not a curated record. Gene Ontology annotation, molecular function: zinc ion binding; oxidoreductase activity.
AGUGGUGGCAGACGGGAGUACAAAUUAUAAGCGUAAUUUCAAAUAGUCUAAAGUUUAAAUUGAAAUACUAUGGAAUGAAGUGAGACAGAAUAAAAGAGCUAAUCAGCUGUGUUCGUCAUCAAAUCAGUUGAUGAAAACAACAUUAACCCUGCAACUGAUGACUUUUGAUAUCAUACUGAUGUAAGUGAAUAACAACACAUUACUUAACCCUAUUUAAAAGCUUACAAGCUACUGAUAAAGUACUUCAUACACGUCCGUGAGCAACACACGUGGAGAAACAUGCCACCCCACACAAUGGAAGCCAUUCAAUUUGACAAGAAGAAGGUAGAGAUUUUGCUGAUCAAGGCACCUCUGCCCACUGAACCUGUCAAGAAUGAGGUGAUCGUACAGGUUGCGUUUGCUGGAAUCUGUGGAACUGAUCUACAUAUAGCUGAGGGAGCAUUCCCUUGUUGCGAUGCUCCAGUAAUUCUGGGACACGAGUUCAGUGGAGUAGUGUCAGCUGUUGGGUCAGAGGUCACACACCUGAAACCUGGUGACCAUGUUGUUGUGGAUCCAAACAGCGGCUGCUACAGGUGUGAGUUUUGUCAUGGGGGUAAGUACCACUACUGCAAGGUGGGAGGGAUCAACAACACUGUUGGAAUAUGGAACGAUGGCGGUUGGGCCCAGUACUGCAAGGUGGCAGCUGAACAGGUGCACAAACUCCCUGACAACAUAACACUGGAGCAAGCUGCCCUGACAGAGCCCCUGUCAUGCAUAUCACAUGGGUGGGAUCGCAUUUCCCCCAUUCCUGUGGGUUCUAGAAUCUUGAUCCUUGGAGCAGGGAUCAUUGGCAACCUGUGGGCCAGUGUCCUGCACCUUCAGGGCCACCGCAGAGUGACUGUUAGUGAGCCACAGGAAGCACGCAGAAAACUGUUCGAGAAGUUAGAGACAGGCUUUGACAUCAUCACACCAGAUGAGCUCAAGUCUCUUCACACCAAGGAUCCCAAUUGGGGUGUGGACCUAGUAAUUGAAUGCAGUGGAUAUGCUCCCGCUAUGGAGGAGGCCCUGACGCUUAUCAAACCUGGAGGCAAAAUGUGUAUUUUUGGCAUUACAUCACCACAAGCCAGAAUGAGCAUUUCUCCAUUCCUGAUGUACAAGAAUGAGCUUACCAUCAUUGCAGUGAACAUCAACCCAUUCAGCUUCCCCAAGGCUCUGGGUUGGAUCGAUGCCAUGGGCACCAGGUAUCUGGACUAUGAACGUCUUGGCAUCAAGACAUAUAGUCUUCGCCAACACAAAGAAGCUCUGGAAGCCUUGAAAAAAGGAGCAAUUGCUAAAGCAAUAUUUAAAAUUAAGUAACAAACUUGUAGUUCUUAAGAGAUGGAAUCAAACAAAUUUAAUGCUACAGUAUCUCUGAAGAUGGAACAAUGCUCAAAAAUUAAAUCAAGAAAUAUAAAAUGAUAUGUUAAGUUUACUGCACAAACGUAACAGUAACAGGUGACUAAAUACAGGGAAUGCAGUUAAAAUAUUUUGUUUGUCUGCUAUCUAAAAAAAAAAGAGAUGAAGAUAUAACUAA